Messenger RNA from Melitaea cinxia (Glanville fritillary), 1312 nucleotides. RefSeq lists its product as uncharacterized. The coding region runs from base 1 to 1275 and encodes 424 amino acids. The transcript has 8 exons. The record is from RefSeq and is a predicted model, not a curated record. Lineage: Eukaryota; Metazoa; Arthropoda; Insecta; Lepidoptera; Nymphalidae.
AUGGCCAAGUUAGGCAGUGUAGUUUUUUUCUGCGGCUUAUUAAAUUUUUGUGAAUCCAUCGAUCAAAGUACUUCAGGAACAAAAUCUUUGAACGAGCAAGGUCUUUUAAAUAGAAUCGCUUUUCCUAAAUGGAACAGAAAUUUUGGUUUUAAAAAUGGUUUCCGGGAACAAAUACAGUCGGAAAGCCGAUUCUGGCCACCGCCGCAAAAAGAGAAUAGAUUUCUAUCUUUAUUCACCGUGGUGACAUUCCCUAACGGAGCCUGCACGGGGGCAUCAGGCGACAACGGUACUUGUAUGACCGCCCGUGAGUGCUCUGCGCGAGGCGGGUCCGCUAAUGGCUACUGCGCUAAUGGCUUCGGACUAUGCUGUAUAUUUAUGACGUCAUGCGGCAGCAGUACGACUGAAAACGGCACGUACUUCGUUAACUCCGGUUAUCCGUCGACCUUCGAUUCCACCGGUUCUUGCGAGCUUACCGUUAUUAAAUCACAUCCCGAUGUAUGUCAAAUAAGGUUGGACUUCGAUCGUUUUACAAUUGCUGGACCGGAAAGAAUAAACAAUGUUUGUAACCAAGACCAAUUUAUUGUAUCUGGUGGAAACCCGGUACCUGCAAUAUGUGGUUUCAAUCAAGGCAGUCAUAUGUAUAUCGACGCUGGAAUCGGAUCUACAAAUCCGGUUAAGUUGACCUUUGUAACGAGCGGCAACUCAUUUGAGAGGAUGUGGAAAGUAAAGGUUACACAAAUACCAUGCAGCACUAUUUAUAAAGCUGAUGAAGGUUGCCUCCAGUACUACACUGGCGUAUCUGGUCAGCUCAAAUCAUUCAACUAUGACCCAUCAAAAGGCCUACAACUUAGCAACCAGGAUUACGGAAUUUGUAUUAGAAUGGAAAGGAACUUCUGCGGUGUACAAUAUACAGCUUGUAUGGAUCCAGUAAAUAAUCGUUCCCGCGCAUUUACUAUUAGCGGCAACAGCAACAACCCUGUCAACGCAAUGAUUGGUUCAGGUGCUGGACCAAACAAUUGUGCUAAUGAUUGGCUGUUGGUCCCAUGUGCUGCCAAUGUUGGUCGUCUACAACCUGCACAAGCCUUAUGCACUGAUAGAAUAUGUGGUGGAACGUUUUCAGCAGAUCUAUCUAUGCAAUCUUCAUCGGUACUAAGCACCGUUAAACCAUUCCGUCUCUGGUUCCACACCGACAAUGUUGAAGCGCCGAUUGACGUAGACAAUAGAGGCUUUUGUUUAAAUUACGUGCAACAACCGUGCACAAAUAAUGUGUUCUGACUUUAGUACAAUUUUAAUAAAACUUUUGAACAUGAAA